This is a messenger RNA of Rhineura floridana, 5471 nucleotides long. It is a transcript of the gene CHM, whose product is annotated as CHM Rab escort protein. The coding region runs from base 263 to 2230 and encodes 655 amino acids. Gene Ontology annotation, cellular component: cytoplasm; nucleus; cytosol. The record is from RefSeq and is a predicted model, not a curated record. Gene Ontology annotation, molecular function: GDP-dissociation inhibitor activity. Gene Ontology annotation, biological process: protein geranylgeranylation; vesicle-mediated transport; small GTPase-mediated signal transduction. Lineage: Eukaryota; Metazoa; Chordata; Lepidosauria; Squamata; Rhineuridae. The transcript has 16 exons.
UAUUUGGCAUAAGCUUUCCCGGACUCAGGAGUUCACUUCAUCAGAUGCAUGAAUGUUAAUCCUCAGUUGCACGUGACUGUAAAGCGCAAGGGACCAUGAGGUCAGAGGCUAAACAAAUGCAAACGUGCAAGUACUGGCAAUUCAGUGACAGCUGAGAUGCGUGUAAGCAUCGGGUGCCGGAAGCUGUCUUGGAGACCCACUUCCGCCAGGAGUUAGCAAGCAAGCGGGGUCGUAUGACAGUGGUCGCUUUUCCCCUCCCAAGAUGGCGGACAACCUCCCCUCGGAGUUUGACGUGGUGAUCAUAGGAACGGGUUUGCCUGAAUCUAUAAUUGCAGCUGCAUGCUCAAGAAGUGGCCAGCGGGUUCUCCAUGUGGAUUUGAGACAUUACUAUGGAGGAAACUGGGCAAGUUUUAGUUUCUCUGGAUUAUUGUCCUGGAUAAAAGAGAGCCAAGAAAAAGCUGACCCACGUGGGGAGAGUACAACCUGGAAAGAGCUAAUCCUUGAAAAUGAAGAAGGUAUUCCUCUUAACAAGACAGACCAAACUAUUCAGCAUGUUGAAGAUUUCUGCUAUGCCAGUCAGGAUCCAGCUGAAGAUGUAGAAGAAGUUGGUGCACUUCUGAAAGUCCCUGUCUCUGCUGCUGCUGCUUCUAGUGAGGUUGUAGACGAAGUCUGUGCUACCCCAGAAGCUGAGAGUGAGUGCUUUCCUUUGACGGAUCAGACAUCAGGGACCAAAAGUGAAGAAACUUUCCCCAACAGUGAUCGAGAAUAUACAGCUGUCAAGGAUGGUGUAGAAGUGACCUCUCUGGGAGAGGUACUCUGUGACAACGCAACGUCUGGUCAGUCUGUUUCGGAAAUAGAAAAUAAUGAAUCUGCAUCAGUAACGGAAUCUGCAGUUGAACCGAGGACAAUUACUUAUUCCCAAAUUGUUAAAGAAGGGAGACGAUUUAAUAUUGAUUUAAUUUCUAAGUUACUGUACUCCCGAGGAUUGUUGAUCGACCUCCUAAUUAAGUCAAAUGUUAGCCGAUAUGCCGAGUUCAAAAAUGUCACCCGGAUUCUUGCAUUUCGAGAAGGGAGAGUGGAACAGGUUCCGUGUUCUAGAGCUGAUGUCUUCAACAGCAAACAGUUGACUAUGGUAGAAAAGAGAAUGCUGAUGAGAUUUCUGACAUUUUGCUUGGAGUAUGAGCAGCACCCUGAUGAAUAUCAAGGUCAUAAGGAUUGUAAAUUUUCAGACUACUUAAAAACCCGGAAGUUGACUCCCAAUCUGCAACAUUUCAUAUUGCAUUCCAUUGCGAUGGUCUCAGAGGCCGAUUGCUGCACCAUCGAUGGGCUGAAGGCGACCCAGAAGUUCCUGCAGUGCCUUGGCCGUUAUGGUAACACUCCCUUCUUAUUUCCUUUGUAUGGCCAAGGGGAGAUCCCGCAGUGCUUUUGCCGGAUGUGUGCUGUAUUUGGCGGUGUGUAUUGUCUGCGCCACUCUGUACAGUGCCUUGUAGUGGACAAAGAAACGAGAAGGUGUAAAGCAAUCAUUGAUCAUUUUGGUCAACGAAUAAGUGCCACCUAUUUUGUUGUGGAAGAUAGCUACCUUUCAGAGAAAACAUGUGCCAAUGUGUCUUACAGGCAGAUCUCCAGAGCAGUUCUCAUCACUGAUCGAUCGAUUUUGAAGGCAAACUCAGAUCAACAGAUUUCCAUUUUGACUGUCCCACCCAUAGAGCUGGAUCAGCCUGCCGUUUGCCUUGUAGAACUGUGUUCUUCAACCAUGACGUGCAUGAAAAAUACAUAUUUGGUUCAUUUAACUUGCUUGUCCGUUAAAACUGCUAAAGAAGACUUGCAGCCUGUUGUGAGGCAGCUGUUCAAUGAAGGUACAGAAGCAGAAAGCGAAGGUGCGGGAGAAGGGCAAAAACCUCAGAUUCUUUGGUCAGUCUGUUUCAACAUGAGAGACUCAUCUGGGGUAGACAGGACUUCCUAUGCCAAUUUACCCUCCAACAUCUAUGUUUGUUCUGGGCCAGACAGUGCUUUAGGAAACGACUGUGCUGUCAAACAGGCUGAGGUCAUUUUUCAAGAGAUGUUUCCCAAUGAGGAAUUCUGCCCACCACCUCCAAAUCCAGAAGAUAUCAUCUACGAUGGAGAUGGGACUCAGCCGGAGGAUCCUGGGUUCAGUAAUCCCUCUGAGGCCAAGCCAGAGACUUUGCCUGAGAAGUGCACUGAAGAUAACGAAGGACCCUCUGAAGAGUGAGUGGAUGACAAGGUCAGGACUGAACUUGUGUCACUAUGGACUUUGAUGGACAUUUGACCCAGUCUGAAGUACAGCCAACCACUUUGUCAUUCACAAUAUAUAACCCCAGCAAUUCUAGUGGGACUUUGCAGAGUUGACUUGAAUCGGAACAGGAGAGUCUUGUCCACAACCAUGUGUUAUGUUAUGUUUUAUUUCUAGGCCGUAUGCUGAAACAUACUACAUUCUCAGCUCAUUUCUCCUGGAAAUACAGUUUACCAGUUUGUAAGUAAGGCGUCCCUUCAUUUCAAGCAAUUGCAGUUUGCAAAAGACAACAGCAGCACAACAUAUAUAACCCAGUUUGCUCUACAAGGGGGUGGGGGACACAAUUUCAUCCCCUGAAAACAGUUCUUGGGGUAGACUAUUAGGCAGGCACUAGGCCAGGGAUAGCCAACAUAGUGUCCUCCACAUGUUGUUAGACCACAACUCCCAUUGGCUCCAGUCAGCAUGGCCAAUUGUGAGGAAUGAUGGGAACUGCCUCUGGAGGGGCACAAUAACCCAGAAGUGGCCAACCUGAUGCUCUCCAGGUGUUGCUGGACUACAACUUCCAUCAUCCCUGACCAUGGGCCGUGCUGGCUUGGAGCUGAAGAGAGCUGGAACUUGAAACAUCUGCAGCGGAAGCAUGUUGGCAACACCUGCACUAGGCACUCAGCAUUCAGUUUUUAGUGAUCUAGUAGGAAUUUGCCAGAAGGAAAGGUUUCAAGUGUUUUGUUUGGCUGUAUAGAGUAUCACAGAAGUGGCUUUGAAGCUUUGCUUGUACGCUCAGUAGAAAUACAUAAUAAAUAUUCUUAUCUUUCCAGUACCACUUCAGAAUCUAAAGACCUGCUAAAGAACUGAGCUACAUUUGUCACUGAUUCAGUUAAAAAAAAUUACUUGGUUGCUGCUCAAAUGUACUGCGUGGCAAACAGCAGCGGCUCAAUCCAUGCCUGUAUAACUAUCAUGUACAUGGAGGGAUCUCCAUAAAGCUCAGUAGAGCCAUCUUUCUCCUCCUUGUCUGGUUGCUACAUCCGCAUAUGAAUGCACACAGGCUGUGUGCUAAGGGCAUGUUUAUAGGGCAUGUGAAGAGCAUGAGAUGUACCACCGUUCAACCCUCUUCAAACGAGGGAGAUGUGGGAAGUAUGCACACACGUCCCAUCGCCCAAAUUUAUCCUGAUGCUUAGGCAUGCCUCAAGUCAGUGAGAGGAGGAAACAACUCUGUCGAACUUUAUGGAGACCCCUUUGUACACAGGUAUUGCACCUGUGUAGGGAAGGGUCAUACCUUGUUUGAAUUUUCACAAGUAUACUUCUUAAAGUAGAGUAAGGUACAGUUUUCUAGACGUAUCGGUAUGUAAAGGACUCAGGGUUGUGUCUCACUAAGGCCCCAUUCUGCACUAUACAGCUAAAGCAUGGUUUCCGCAAAAGAAUCCUGGGAACUGUAGUUUGUUGUGGGUGCUGAGAGAGCUGUUUGGAAACCCCUAUUCCCCUCACAGAGAUACAAUUUUCUCCUAACAACUCUCAACACCAGUAACAAAUUCCCAGGAUUCUUUGGGGAAACUAUGAUUGCUUUAUGUGGUAUGAUACUGCUUUAAAUGUAUAGUGCAGAUAGGGCCUCAGCUCUACUCUAGAGUAGACCCGAGGAAAAUUAAUCAACUUCAGUGGCUCUACUCUGAAUAGGACUAGCAUUGAAUACAAGCUGUUCUCUUAAAAAUAUAUAAUUCAGGCACCAAGAUGACUGUAAAAAGUCUACCCUACUGCAACACAUCUAAAAUUGGGGUAAUUUUAAAUUUGUGUAUUGUAAGAGUGACUUAUCUGCCCCCCACCCACCCAAAGAAAUAAGCAUUGGGUUAUAACUUGCUUAAGAAUGUAGAUUUGUAUACAGGAGGAUGCAAUGAAAAAAAAGUGGAAAGGUAAUUUGUUGGUGAGGAAUCUUCUGCAGAAUACUAUUUUGAAACUAGUCAAAUGCCUGUCACUGUGAGGGCUGCGUGAUUGUAAGCGGAGGAACUUGUGUUUUCAAGUGCCCUUUGGGAGACCCUCAGCCAUUAAGAAUUAACUGUGUUCCUUUCUGAACAGCUUCAUCCUGUCUUCUUUCUUGGUUAUGCUAGAGUAGGGAUAGAAAACCUGUGACCCCUAUCCACCCCAGAAGUUGGACUCCAGCUCCCGUCAGUGCCAGCCAGCAUGGCCAGUCAUCUAGGAUAAGGAGCAUUGUAGUCCCAACAACAUCUAGAGGGCCACAACUUUCCUAUCCCUGCACUAGAGCGUGGCAAUUUUGGGAGCUGGCUUUUAUAAAUAAGUAGGAAGGAUGUUCUAUAUUAAAGAAUCCAAGGAGAAUAUGCAGAAGAAAGGAACAAAGGGUGGUUCUGUGCUGGAGAAUCUAGAAAGUCAUCUAAUAAUUCAAAAUUUGUAUCCAUGUAUAUACCACUCUGAAAUGCAAAAAUGUUUUGCAGUCUUGUUGGUCUGUCCUUCCGAUGUGGCUGUGUUACCCUUCCUAUUUUACAGAUGAGAGACUUGAGGUUAACGAGCAAGUAACUUGCACUUGGUCACCCAGAAAACCCAGCAACAAGUGCAUUUUACAGUUAACAUUGUAACAAUCUUCAGAGAUGGGCUAUAGUGGACAAAUUUGAGUAGCAGUGUUUAAAGUUUGUUGUGUGAAGCUUAGAUAAUGUUUCAGCUACUAUGUAGCUCACUGCACCAAUAUUUUAAAACCCCAACUCCUCAAUAAAAGCCACGAAUACCACUAAUGAUACACAGUUUGGAAGAGAAAUGGCAAGAUCAUCGCUCCAUGGUACAACCCUUCAGUGCUUGAGCCUGGGUCAUGACUUUGUACCUCUGAAGUCCAUUUAUUUCAUAAACAUAACGAAUACAUUCAGCAUAGUGAAACAAGACACAGCUGUCUCAUUGGUACAGAAUGUACAAAAAAACAGUGGCUUAGAUUCAUUUCAGUUGCUAUGUAGUCGUUCUUGUGAUGCUCGCAAUUAAGCUGUUAUUUAUGCUGAAUAAGAGAGAGGUUGCCUUUGUCAUUUGCUGUUGCUGUACCUAUGCAUAAAAGGUAUGAAUGUAGCCCAAUUACGUUUGAACAUUUACAGAUCAUUACAGGAGCCAAACCAAGAGGGCCUGCUCCUAAGAGUUUUCAGUAACAAGGAUCCUACAGGAAAAGGAUUUUUUUUCUUUUUUCUUUAAUCUGGAAAGGAACUUUAUAAUAUGAAAAUUAAAGGUUUGCUUGCAAGAG